AUGGAUCCUCUUUUGUGGUUCGCUCAUCUUGAGGCUGAGUUUUACAACCACAGAAUCACUUCCGACUACGCGAAGUAUUGCAAGCUCCUGUCCUAUCUCCCCAAGGAGAUAUCAAUGCAGGUUCGUGACGUUAUCAUUUCUCAGACCGAAAACCGCUAUGAGGCUCUCAAAGAGGCCACGAUUAA
Molecule: messenger RNA, 185 nt
Organism: Dicrocoelium dendriticum
Lineage: Eukaryota; Metazoa; Platyhelminthes; Trematoda; Plagiorchiida; Dicrocoeliidae
Source: the annotation of a GenBank genome assembly